Messenger RNA from Hermetia illucens (black soldier fly), 2161 nucleotides. RefSeq names its product tumor protein 63 (gene p53). The coding region runs from base 384 to 1607 and encodes 407 amino acids. Gene Ontology annotation, cellular component: nucleus. The transcript has 13 exons. Gene Ontology annotation, molecular function: DNA-binding transcription factor activity, RNA polymerase II-specific; RNA polymerase II cis-regulatory region sequence-specific DNA binding. The record is from RefSeq and is a predicted model, not a curated record. Gene Ontology annotation, biological process: regulation of transcription by RNA polymerase II; apoptotic process. Lineage: Eukaryota; Metazoa; Arthropoda; Insecta; Diptera; Stratiomyidae.
CUUAUCUCCCGACGACCACGGCUCCGCCUGGUUGUGGUUUAAUCGAAGGUUUAUAAUUCCCUAACUACUUUGCCAUUCUUGUUCGUUGUUUGUGUCGUUGGUCAUGGAGUGCUAAAUUUUCUUGUUUUGUAUGAUUUUUCUGGACUCGUGAAUCUUUUGAUUGCUUUCCCGUCAAAUUGGAAAUCUUGCAGUUGACUUUUCGAGUCCUCUGCAAAAGUAUCUUGUGUGUGAGCAAAGUGCGAAGUGAUUCCGUGGGUUUGGUCGAGAGCCACCGUCGCGUGCGAUUGUCAAAAUUCCGGCUCUGGAGUGGUUGAAAUUCGAAAGUGGAUCGAGUCUAAAUUUAAUGUUUACAGGUCUGCGCCGGUGACGGACUAGCAAAGGAGAUGGUACACAACGGGAUGAUCUGCGGAGCCGUCGAAGAUGAUUUUGGUUCUUGCUUUGACAGUAGCCUAUAUCAACCAAAUCCUGACGGAUCUAAUUCCGAUGAUUCAGCAACGUUGAUAAGCAAAAUAAACACCGAGGAUUUGAUUACAUUGAGUCCGAGAGAAAUGACGGCGGGGCACGAAGUUUUCGAAGAGCAGUCCCGGGAUACUGAUUGGCAGUCACAUCCUAUACCACCAGGGGGAAAUUAUUUCUGGCAAAGUAGUAUUGGAGAUAUUCCUCAGCAAGAUGCAUUGAAUCAACAGCAUACAUUCCCGAAUUUAGAAGAGCAUGAUCAAGCCAAAUUAGACUUUAAAAUUGAAUUAAAGACAACAAAUGGUGGGAAAAGCUCUUGGUACUAUUCCGAGAAAAUGAAGAAAGUUUACAUUCGGAUGGACCAAACUAUUUACUUACAAGUUCAAUAUUUGUUCAUUGCAAAAACUGAAACUGAACCAGCAAGUCUCCGAGUAAUGAUGGUUUUCCAAGAUGAUAUCGGUAUGCCAGUUAAGCGCUGUAAUAAUCAUAAGGCCAGUGGAAUGGACGCAGCUACUGAAUCACAUAAUUUUGGAGAAGCUUACAUUGAAUCCGUGGUUCGUUGUGUUAAUCCACAUGCUAAAUAUGUUGGAAGUGCCGCAGGCAAGAAUGUUAACGAGCGACUGGCUGUGCUUAUUCCUCUCAGUCCAGUGGCACCGGAUGAUAAAAAUAUUACUAAGCAAUCUAUUGCAUUGAAAUUUUUAUGCCAAAAUUCUUGCAUCGGUAGACGGCCAACUGCUGUUAUUUUCUUUCUUGAAAAUAAGGACGGGGUCGUGCUUGGUAAACGCUUUUUAAGUGUGAAAAUCUGUAGCUGCCCAAAGCGAGAUAAGGAAAAGGAGGAAUCAAAAUGCAAUGAAUUAAAAAGGAGCUCAGACGAAGCAAAUCUGCCGCCCGGAAAGAGACUGUCGAAGAAAAUUAAAGAGGAGCCAGAGGACAUUUCACAUGAUUCGCCUACAUCAGAAGUGGAGCAGGCUAAUGACGAAGAAAUUCGAAUGGAGAUAGCGGUUCCAGAUAAAGAAUUUAUGGAUGAUGUUUACAACUACUGUUUUGCAAUGAUUACACAACGUAUGGCGUUGGACCCAAAUAGUAACAAAUACAAUAGGUAUUUUAAGGACUUAAAAAGCAAAGUGCUAGCCAAAAGAGGAGGGCAAUGAACCUGUCCAGUGUGGAAGAACUAAACAGCUUGUUGCUACAUAAAAUCAAAUUGUCUUGAAAUUAUCCUUUUCGUAACGAAUUUUUCGUUUUUAUUAUCCAAGCAAUUUUCCCAAAAUGUUCAAAAUAAUAUAGAUUCUCUUUAUAUGUCAAGUUUACUGUGAAGUUAAACGGCUAGUGGCAACCUGGUUAUUAUAUGGGUUUCAUUCUUUCCUUUUAUCCGCUAACAAACGUCUCCUUUUGUCAUUCAAUUAGCUACUGAAUGAUUAUUCCCAACGAUUCCCAAUGGUUCUUUUCUUUUUUCAAAAAAAAAACCAAGUGUUGAUUCACACGUAAACCUGACACUUACACAUACUUAUAGUUAAGUAAUAUGUUUAUAUUUAAGAGUAAAAACAUUGCCCGGUGCUUUCGUUAUCAGUGAAAUUACGUCAAUAUGUAUGUUGGAUAAAUUUUAUUUCGUCUCAAAUAUGUUUUUUCCAAGACAACUUCCGAACCCACGUGAUAGUACACAAGAGUGUAAAAAAAAUGAUAAUAUAAUCUAAUUUUUAAAUUUCAA